Molecule: messenger RNA, 4166 nt
Organism: Wyeomyia smithii (pitcher-plant mosquito)
Lineage: Eukaryota; Metazoa; Arthropoda; Insecta; Diptera; Culicidae
Product: collagen alpha chain CG42342
Exons: 15
Coding region: 904-2823 (639 amino acids)
Source: RefSeq, a predicted model, not a curated record
GUUGUUUCUUCGGGUCGGUUGCUACUGCUGCCUUUUUACCAGCCCCGGUCCGGCCUAGUCCCAGUUCGGUGCCAGUGUGUUGAUGAUAAAUAUUUCGGCUGAACCGUGAAAUCACUGACACUCACGAGCGCGCGCGUGCGAGUUCCAAGACACCGGGAAGCUGGAUGCUGGGAGUGUGUGGCUGGACCGACCAAUCGAGCAGGAAUACACGACCGAACCAGAGUUUCAGUCGGUGUCAACGAGCGGAACGAAUCGGAUCUUUUACUAGGCUGCUGGUGGCUGGUAGUGCGCUGUGGAAUGUCAACCGACCCGCCGGUUCGGGCACUGGACUAGGACCGGAAUUUUGACGAACAAAAGAGGAUUUUUUUUACUAGCGCGGAAGGAAGCGGAGACAACCAAAAAAACUCAAUGAAUUAAUUCUCGAUGACGCCGCGUCAGCUGAGUUUGGCCCGAAAGGAAUAGUAGGCGUUGUGUGGUGAUUGUUUUUUGUUUUCUUUCGCACAGUGACCAGCAGCGGGUUUUGGGGUGCGUUCAGUGAAGUUGACCAGGUGUACACUGGAAGAAGUAAUGUGAGAAGAGAGUGAAGUGCCGAAUAAAAUUUAUUAUUUUUGCAGGAAAGGGAAAAAAAAUCUCCCCUUUGGUUUCAACGCGGGAAGGAAACAAGUGUGGAUAAAUCAGAAAGUAGCAAGUUUUUGGCGUGAUUGUGACCGGAGCAGGUAAAACAAGAAAGGAGUGCAGUGAAACAUAGAAAUAAAGUAAAGAUAUAAGAUUAAUCGAGUCGAGAGAGUGAGAAAGAAAAAGAAGUGAAGCCGGUGAAGGAUGCCGGCUGAUGGCAGUGUGCAGUGGGAGUGAAACAAAGCAAAUCAUGUUCGGUAGCGCAGUGUUGUAGGUACUCGAUGCGAAAUGGAAACCUUUUCUGACAUUCCAUCGACCCAGCAGCGGCGGCAGGAUCCGACUGCCGGAACCGACCCGCAAGAUACCAAUAAGAGAUUAACCACGGUAGUGGCGCCGGCAGUGGGGCCACCGGGCACCAAACGAAGAAGUCCGACGAGGAAAAUACUUGGUCAUGGCCGCAAGGCGAGCGGAAACACUCUGGAAAGCGGUCCACCGAUCAAACCGAGUUCCUCCUCGGCUAGAAGCUGUUUGAUAUACUUUUGUUUCUACAUAUUUUGCCUCACUUCGAUGGGUGCUACCAUUUACAUCAUCAUACAACAAUCAUACAUAGAGGAUAGAUUAUUUAGCUUAGUUAGUUUCGAAGAGCGUCUUAGUCUGCUGGAGGCCCAGAUUCGAGCUGUAAAUAGGGACGGUGGCGCCCGCGUCUGGGACGUUCAGGAGGAAAACGUUGCGGAUACCGUGCGGAAAAUUUCACUCCAGAUUGCCGAACUGCCGAGGAUACGUCGCGACGUUUCGGGACUGAAACUAUCGCGAGCGACCCGCCAAGCCGCGGUUCAACCACUGGAAGGUGGCGAGUGCACGUGUCCUCCAGGUCCUCCCGGUCCUCCAGGUCCCCCGGGCAAGAGAGGGAAGCGUGGCAAGAAAGGAGACCCCGGUGAACCAGGCGUGGAGGGUCCAACUGGUCCACCUGGCAAGAACGGUCUUCCGGGUCUGAAGGGAUCCAAGGGAGACCGUGGUUCAAUGGGCCCAAUUGGACUGGACGGUCCCAAAGGUGAGCCGGGUCGGCCCGGCGACAAGGGUUCGAAAGGCGAGGUCGGAAUGCCACCGAUCGACGUGUUCCAAACUGUGAAGGGAUUAAAGCGUUCCGUUACGACACUGCGGGGCGGCUCUCUGGGAUACGCUGAAAUCGUAGCAGUUAAGGGUGAACCAGGCGAACCCGGUCCUCCAGGACCACCGGGACCGGUGGGGCCGUCUGGUCCGAUGGGACUGGACGGUCGGCCCGGUCCGCCGGGAGAUCCUGGCCCGAAAGGAGACGCAGGAACGGCAGGCGAAAAGGGUCCGGUGGGAAAUCCCGGCACACCGGGAUUACCUGGAGCUAAGGGUGACCGAGGCGACAAAGGAGACCGGGGGUUAACGACGCACUUCAAGGGCGAUCAGUUCCCGGCCGGCAUCAUCGAAGGGCCACCCGGCCCUCCUGGACCGCCCGGACCUCCCGGUGAUAAAGGCGACCUAGGUCCCGAAGGUCCACCCGGACCGCAGGGAGAAAAAGGCCCUCGAGGCAAACGAGGCAAGCGGGGCCCCGGUAAGGAUGAUGAUUAUGAUGAAGCCAUGCUGGCACAGUUCCGAGGACCACCGGGCCAACCUGGACCACCGGGUCUUCCUGGACGCGAUGGCCUCCCUGGUCAGAAAGGAGAAUCGGGUGAGGUUGGAGCGCCAGGUUCGCUGGGACCUCGUGGAUUGGACGGAAUGCCGGGUGAACCAGGUGUCGAAGGGCCUCCCGGUCUACCAGGUUAUCAAGGCCCACCAGGGGAGAAGGGUGACCCAGGUGAUAUCGGUCCACCAGGACUAAUGGGACCUCCCGGUUUGCCUGGACCGCCGGGCUAUCCUGGUGUCAAAGGUGACAAAGGUGACCGUGGCGAUUCCAAGUUUAGGAAAAUGCGACGACGGCAGGAUCACGAAGGAAUGGCAGAUGAGCCCUACCGGGAAGUGGUGUACGGUCCUCCCGGGCCACCCGGAGCUCCGGGCCCGGUCGGACAUACUGGACCGCCCGGUCCUCGGGGGUACGACGGCAAGAAGGGUGACCGAGGCGAGAAGGGUCAGAAGGGAGAGUACGGACCGAUGGGACUGCCGGGUCCAAUGGGAAUGCGGGGCGACGCCGGUCCAGUUGGUCCAGUUGGCAAAGCAGGACAUCCGGUGUGGGAGUACUAAACAAAGGAAAUGGUUUCAUUAACUGAGAGAGUGAUCUUUGUGUUGUAGCCAAACUCCCCUCCAGAAUUUUUCAUUUCCCCUCUCCCCGAGUUGCGGGGGACAAGUUGAGGUUUGUUUUGUUUCCUUUGGCCGUUUCGUUGUUAAUCAAAGCAUUUGCCGUCGCAUGAGUCAAAAAUCAGAAUGCAACUUUCCGUCUUAAGGCAAAACCAAAAAAAAAAAAAUUGUGAAGUAUUAUGCAGUUGUAAACGUUUGAAAGUAUUAUUUAUUCUUCGUGAUUGGUGAUCGUCCUUUCACCGAUCGUUUAUUUCGUAGACUAAGAGAAUUACCAUUUUUAGAACGUAAAUCGUCCAUUUCCAAUAGCAAAGGAAAACCUACUAAGACUUUGAUUACGUAUUCGAGAAAAAGUAAAACGAAGGGGACAUUAUUGCAAGCAAAAAAUAAAAAAAAAUAAUAAACGUGUAUGAAAAGAAGGGGCUAAAGCAAACAAAAAAAAAUAUUUUUAUAAGUGUUUAUAACAAGCGGUAAUAGAAAGGAACAGCGGAGCAGUAGAGGAAAAUACCGAAAAAAGUGCGAUGUAUAAUCUCAGAAGGUCAAACGAGAAAUUCUUACAGAAAUUGUUGUUAGUAAUUGAAACUCUUCGCUAUUGUUUAAGUGUCAUUUUUCGCUUCUCCACGUUUUUCACUAAUCGGGACUCUCGUGGGUAACACCAAUAUAACAAAUGAAAAGGAAUCGAAAACGAAGAAAAAUUGCUACAUGUCCAAUGUGGAAGUUUGUUUUUUACUUUACUCUACAUUCAGCCCUACAGAAUUUCUUCUACCUCUUGAUCUGAUUUCUAUCUAUUGCCUUUUAUUUUUCGUUCUCCAAAACCCAUUUAGGAUAGGAAGAAAACAAAUUUUAUAGAUUCAUCCAAAAAACAAAAAAAAAACACACACAUAUCUCUAUGCUAAACAAAAAUCAACCUACAAGUGACUAACGAAAAAAGUAUAACAUACCUUUCCUUACCUUAACGAACUAUUACUAAACUAAACUCUAUCGUGUUGUAAGUUAUCCUAUCCCUUUCGACGCUAUACAGAGAAUGAAACUAAGCAACUGAAAGCAAGUGCAGUUCUUUAAAUCAUCGUAAACCUUUUCUUAAAAUAGCUUGUCCAUUCUUCGUUCGAAACGCGCUCAUUGAUCCAUAAGUCAUCAACAGAAAAGCAAAAAUAUCCAUUGAACAGAAAUAAAAAAAACCAAACACACAACACACAUACAGAGAAACUGUUUGUUAAAUAUUGUAAAGAGUCAUAUAGAAGGAGGAGGAAGAAAAAUCAACUAAUAAAAACCAAACCAAUUGACAAAGUACA